AUGUCUGGUUCGACUUGGGGCCCCGUGCUCCGUGACAUGCGUCUGCUUUAUUACUCAAAGAUACUCUCCAUUGUUCAAUAUGCUUCCCCAGCAUGGUUUUUUGCGAGCGAGCAUACAGUUCGUCAAGGGCAUGUAUUAAAAUCGUUGGCAAGGCGGCUUGAUAUGCUUCAAGGCAAAUGGCUUGCCAAAAUAUCGGGAGCUAUGAAAAAUACAACCAGGAUUGUUCUCCGAAAAGAGCUUCACGUCUUCCGCCUCUCUGAAUAUCUGCAGAUGAAGACAAUUUCUAAUCACGCCAAAAACUAUGACACAAAGCAUGCCCAAGAGAUUCGGACAGCAAGAUAUAGGGCUUUGCAACAUAACAUGUCACUGCAUCUAUUUCAUAAACUUGAUAUCCUGGCUCAACAGUUAAUAAAGCUGGCAAAGGGUCGGACUCAGUGUAUCAAAGAAAAUCUGGCCAAGGCGAAGGCCAAGAGAGAGAAGGAAGGCAAGGGUGAAGCGGCUCAAAACAGUACUGGCGAUGAAAAGGACCAAGAUAAGGAUAUUUGGGGCGACCCGGCCUGCGUGCAGGAGCGACGACUUGCCAUUGAUCAAACGGCAAAAGACAUUUUGAAUUACCGGGCAUAUCACGAAUGGGCUAGGUACCAAAAAAAGCAUCGGAAACGGCCGCUCCAAGAGCAAAUACUGGCCAUCAAAGAGCCCUGGAGCCUGAAAAGCUUAAAGUAUUACGACAAGCUCCGGACACGACAGGAGUGUACCAUGUUGCUACACUGCAGAACUGGAUUCAUUGGCUUACGAUCGCAUCUCUAUCGAGUCGGCAAAGCAAAGACUGAUCGUUGUCCUUAUUGUGAAAAUGGUCCGCAUUCUAUAGAGCAUCUUUUCCUGUUUUGUGGAGGCGGAGACAAAAAGGGUGUGGAAAUGGCGGAUGCCCAAAGAGCCUUAUACGCUAAUGUCGGCGAGGAACACUUCAAUCUAUCGGACAUUUUUCCACAUCACCCCGAAAAGGCGGUACAAUUUGCAAUUUCCACCUUUGGCAUUCCGCAAUUCUGCAAAGAUAAUUGGGAUGACAGCAAGAAACAGUCAUAA
Messenger RNA from Trichoderma virens Gv29-8, 1083 nucleotides. RefSeq lists its product as uncharacterized. The transcript has a single exon. The coding region runs from base 1 to 1083 and encodes 360 amino acids. NCBI's taxonomy places the organism in Eukaryota, Fungi, Ascomycota, Sordariomycetes, Hypocreales, Hypocreaceae. The record is from RefSeq and is a predicted model, not a curated record.